This is a messenger RNA of Striga asiatica, 734 nucleotides long. The record is from the annotation of a GenBank genome assembly. NCBI's taxonomy places the organism in Eukaryota, Viridiplantae, Streptophyta, Magnoliopsida, Lamiales, Orobanchaceae.
CGCUAUCAAAAACUCUAAUCCUGUUUUGAAAUACUAGGCUCCACCAUUCCAACUUCCAAAACUAAAGUGCCUAUAAAGCCCCUAAUUUUCAACAUACACUUCCAUAUCUCAGCUUCGUGUUUUUUUCAUAAAUUUCUAAAUCUUUUUUCUUGCAUUGCAAUAUAUAUUCUAUUUUCCCUGUCUCAAAUGGGCACGAAGAAGAUAUCCCAGCAUCUGGAAACCAUGGUUUCACCAUCAAGGUUGUUCAAGAUUUUGAUCACCGAGUCCCAAGAGGUUUUGCCCAAAUUCAAAAAUUUAAUAAAGAGCGUUGAGAUUGUCCAAGGCCAUGAAAUUGCUGCUGGAUGCGUAGUCAAGACCACCUUCCCAGAUGGUGCCCCAUUCAAGUUCAUGACUCACAGGAUUGAUGCCAUAGACAACGAGAACUAUAUGUGCAACUACACUCUGAUCGAUGGUGAUGUCCUAGGCGAAAAAGUUGAAAAAGUGUGCUAUGAGAUCAAAUUAGAGGCCUCCGCGAACGGUGGGUGCAAGAUCAAGCUCGACAUUGAGUAUCACUCAAAGGGUGAUGCCGAAAUAACAAAUAAAGAAACAGAAAUGGGGACUGAACAAGCUCUAAGGCUCUACAAGGCUUAUGAGGAGUAUAUCAUUGCCCAUCCCAGCAUAUUUACCUAAAACAUACUUGAUCGGUUCCCACUAGAAAUGAACUACUUUUCAAAUCGAGUGCUUGGGUGUGUUUG